AUGGCGCACAAGAGUUCUCUGAAGCUUCUGGUUCUCUCUCUCGCUUUCUCUUUUGUGCUAUCUUCAGUUGCAGUUCCAGCAACUAGAAGCCUCAAGUCAAAUGAUGAAAUCCCACCAGCAGUCCAGGAGAUACUGGCUCAGGAUGCAGUGGAUUUGACUGAUGGAGAGAUGCUACUUGAUGUGGGAGAAGGGUAUAUUGAAGGGAGGAUGGACUUGGGAAGCACAGACUACCCGGGAACUGGAGCAAAUAAUCACCAUGAUCCGAAAACCCCAGGAAGAGCUUAG
Molecule: messenger RNA, 285 nt
Organism: Dovyalis caffra
Lineage: Eukaryota; Viridiplantae; Streptophyta; Magnoliopsida; Malpighiales; Salicaceae
Source: the annotation of a GenBank genome assembly